This is a messenger RNA of Vicia villosa (hairy vetch), 510 nucleotides long. RefSeq lists its product as uncharacterized. Gene Ontology annotation, molecular function: nucleic acid binding; zinc ion binding. NCBI's taxonomy places the organism in Eukaryota, Viridiplantae, Streptophyta, Magnoliopsida, Fabales, Fabaceae. The coding region runs from base 1 to 510 and encodes 169 amino acids. The transcript has a single exon. The record is from RefSeq and is a predicted model, not a curated record.
AUGAAUGAACAAUCUGCCAAGGCCAACAGUUAUCAUGUAACUGCUUUCGAUCGAUUUAACCGCACCUUCAGUGUUCGAGAAACAAUUGACCACAAUGAAGGAUUGCCGAGACAACAAUAUCGGGUUCUACUAGAUGAUCAUUGGUGCGACUGUGGUAAGUUUCAAGCAUUUUGUAUGCCUUGCUCCCAUGUCAUAACAACAUGUGCAUUUGCGCACCGAGACGCAUUAUCGCUAUUAUCUCCAAUUUACAAGGCUGAGACAUUGCUACAAGUAUACAGUGUAGAAUUUCCAGUAGUGGCAAAGGAGGAUUACUGGCCUCAGUAUGAUGGGGAGGUAGUAUGGCAUAAUGACACGAUGCGACGAAAUAAAAAGGGUCGCCCCAACAGUAUUCACAUUCAAACUGAGAUGGACGUGCAUGACAAAAUGGAAAGAAAAUGCAGCAUUUGUCGUCAACUAGGGCACGGUAAAAAGAAAUGUCCUAGCCGUGGAACAACCUCAUCACAUGUUUAA